UUACAAUUAUUUCCAUAACUUUUAACCAUGAACUCAAAACCAUACAUUGAAUCUGUUAAAUAUAAAAACAAACAAAUCGCUACGAGCUCAAGACAUCAAGAAGCAAGAUCGGAACAAAAAUCACAUGAAGAUCAGCAUUAUGUACCAGAAAGGUCACUUUGUGUUGCACCUCUACCAAGAACUGUGUCACCAGAAGAUUUAGUAAAUUUUUUCCAUCAAUUUGGAGCAGUUAAAAGACAACAUUUUGGACGGAAUUUCUUUCGGAUUGAAUACAAUGAUAGCAAACCUGUUGAUAUUUUAAUGAGCAGAUCAAAUUGGCUACCAAAUGAAAAAUUAUGUUUAAAAAGACUGAAGAAAAAUGGAGAAAAUUUCGACAAAAUGCCACAAAAACACACUAAUACGGGCCCGAAAAGAACUGAGAAUAAACCUGAAGAAGAAGAGGAUCCAAUAAGUUACGACCGUAUAAAGGAUGCUAUUGAAAAGGAAGUGACGUUUGACAACCAAUUGGCGGCACUUUUAAAUGCAGUACAGCUUACCGAAUUUGAAUUGGCAACAAGAUAUAAUGUCAUUUGUACUCAUUUGGACGAAAUAUUCAGAUCGGUUUUCCCAGAAUGUCGGACAUACAGAUUUGGCUCAACACUGGCGCAAUUGAGUUUUAAAGAGAGUGAUUUGGAUAUCUACAUGUACGUCGGUAAAGCCGGUUUACCGCCGAUGUAUCACAAAUCGGAUAUACCAUCACACAUAUGGACGCCAAUGAUCUUCAAGAGAGUGAGAAGAGUUAUGUACAGCAUGAAAUUUGUAUUUGCCAACAUAAUAUCAAUCCCUAAAGCGAAAACACCUAUUAUAAAGUUUCGUUAUCUGCCGACUAAUGUCUCCUGCGAUAUUUCCUUCAAAAAUGGCCUAGGCAUCUAUAAGAGUAACUUCCUGUGGUAUUGUGCGUCACGCGAUCCUCGGUUAAGGCCGUUAAUGCUGCUCAUCAAGUACUGGGCGAGGCACUUUGGAAUUUCGGGUAGCGGAAGGAUUUCCAGUUACGGAUUAGUGUUACUGAUUAUCUUUUACCUCCAGCAAGAAACAGUUGGUCUCCUUCCGCCUUUGUUACAUCUUCAGAGAAAUUGCACCCCGCAGAUUAUGAACGGAUGGCAAGUGAACUUUGAUGAAAGCACUGCGUUACCACCCAUUACCAACAGCAGUAAUAUUGCAACACUGCUUCACAAUUUCUUUUCCUUUUACGGUCAAUUCAAUUUUAACUUGUGCGUGAUAUGUUUAUUGGACGGAAAAACGUACUCAACACCUGACUUUGCGCAAUUAGAUAAAUUACCCGAUUACAUGGAUAGAUACAAGAAUUACGUCAUGGAUAACAGUGCCAAGAAAUUAGAUGUUCACAAGCCAGUAUGCCUGCAGGAUCCGAUCGAGCUUAAUCAGAAUACGGCCGCAAACACGUCGGAUCGUGCGUUAAUAGCAUUUCAGCAUUGUUGCAAGUUCAGCGCCGAUGUCUGCUCAACUGCUAGUGCAAAUAAUUACGAUUAUUUAGUGAGCAUGUUAUUCACCACAAUUCCUCCUCAGUUGAUACACAUGAGGAAGAAGAGGAAGAAGUUUAAAAAUAUAAUAAAGGCUGGUCGUUUCCUCCAUGCUGGAUUACCGGAAGACUUCGAGACACGUACAGACAUUGCUAAUAAGGAGCAAUACAUGAAGGAUAACUGGUAUUUCGUCACUUUUAAUCUAAUAAGAGAUAUCUUUGAAAUGAUCUUCAAGUUGCAAGUCGAGGUUCUCCUCGAUCAAGAAACGAAGCAGCAGAAAAUUGAAGUAUUAUCCGAUGUACAUACCAGAGAUUACCAAAAAGUUACGUUUCACUGCACGGGAAAUAAGUGCGUGUGGUACAAUCGAAAGAAGAAUAAUAGGACACUUUUGGAUCUUCAAUUAAGUCUUCUGGAAAAAGAGGCGAUCAUGUCGGAUAAAGUAAUAGAGCAAUUAAAUGAACAUGACAAAGCAAACAACAUAAAACUAGAUUUUAUAUGUACGUUGGAAAAGGCGGAUAAUCCUGUGGCGGUAAUUAUAAUGUUGAACGACGAAAACAGUCAGAAUCAUAUCUUUCGACAAUUUGAGUGUUUCGUAAAUAGUUGGAUACCGAAAAUAAUAAACAAAACAUUGCUACACAUGCUGCAGUUCAAAAAGACCUAUGAUAAAUUGUUGUGCCAUCAGCAAUCAUGAUAACGUUAACAAUGUCAUGUGCUUUGUAUGAACCAAAAAUUUAGUGAUUUAUUCCAUAUAAUAUCCUGUUAAUAUAAUGUGUAAUAUAGUUUUGGUCAUAUUCAUCUGACUAGAUUGUUUUUAUAAUAAUUUGGAAGAUAUUAAUUACGCGUAAGUUCAAAGUGUCUUCAGAAAAUACAUAAGUAAAAAAUACAAAAAACUAGCUCCUAUUUCAUGUUUUUCAAUAUUCGCAUCACAAUCAAUAUUAUUUAUUGAAUCCACAUGUAGUAUCACAGUUGCAAACUGUAAUCUCUUACAGUAAGUAUAACCGUAUCGUGGAAUAAAUGCAAGUUUUUAUAAGCACAA
Messenger RNA from Wasmannia auropunctata (little fire ant), 2553 nucleotides. Its product is annotated as speckle targeted PIP5K1A-regulated poly(A) polymerase-like. Gene Ontology annotation, biological process: mRNA 3'-end processing; mitochondrial mRNA polyadenylation. Lineage: Eukaryota; Metazoa; Arthropoda; Insecta; Hymenoptera; Formicidae. Bases 28 to 2208 code for a protein of 726 amino acids. Gene Ontology annotation, molecular function: nucleic acid binding; poly(A) RNA polymerase activity. The record is from RefSeq and is a predicted model, not a curated record. The transcript has 4 exons.